AUGAGGUGUGAAGAGUUCAAAGCAAAGUCCACCUCUGACCGGAAGUCCUUCGUUGAAACCAACCGCCUGUGCUUCAACUGCCUUGGACGCCACCAGGUCUCCAAAUGCGCCUCCACAAGGACGUGUCUGACGUGCAAAUCCAGACACCACUCCAUGCUCCACGAGGAGAAGACUCCACCGAGAGCCGCGGAAGCCAGCGCUCUCACCGCAGUGCAGCGUUCCUGCGACAGCAAGGCCACUCUGCUGGCGACUGCUCGCGUCUUCGUUGCCGACCGCUAUGGGGAUCCCCACGCAGUUCGGGCCCUCCUCGACCAGGGCUCCGAGGUGUCAAUCAUUUCGGAAGCCAUGACCCAACGCUUACGGCUGCCGCGACUUCCGUCCUCCAUGUCGAUCCUCGGCGUGGGUGGCAUCUCAUCUGGAUCAACUCGUGGCAGGGUAACGCUCACCAUCACCGCCAAGGUCUCAAACGCCGAACUCCAAGUCUCCGCGUUUGUCCUGCCUCGCCUGUCUCUCUAUCGGGGCACCUCUACGCCAGGGGACGCCAAGUGGCCCCACGUCCAAGGUCUUGCGUUGGCUGAUCCGCAAUACCUGGACAACGAUCCUAUCGAACUGCUUCUGGGCGCAGAGGUCUGCUCAACCAUCCUCCAGGAAGGCCUGCGCAGAGGCGGACCGCAAUCCCCCAUCGCACAGAAAACUGUCUUCGGGUGGAUCCUCUCCGGGGGCUGCAGCGCCGAGUCACUUCACGGCCGUCCCAGCUCUCUACACUGUGCAGCUGAUCACGACCUGAUCCAGCUCGUGCAGACCUUCUGGGAACAGGAACGGGAGCCCUCGCCUCCUCCCCUCCUCUUCCCCGACGAAGAGAUGUGUGAGACACUCUUCACCCGCACGGUUAGCCGCACGAGCAGCGGGCGCUACGUAGUGCGCCUGCCAUUCGCCGAGCCGCCUCCUGCCCUGCACGAGACACGCCUGCCAGCCGAGCGACUCCUGGCCGCCAUGGAGCGCAAAUUCACCCGCGACGGAAGGUUCAGAGAGCUGUACACGGCCUUCAUGCAAGAAUACCUCGAGCUGCAACAUAUGUCAGCGGUCCAUCCUUCCGACAAGGGCCAAGCACGAUGCUACUUGCCGCACCACGGAGUGCUUCGCGACGGCCAGCCCGAUAAGCUCCGGGUGGUCUUCAACGGUUCACAACGUACGAGGUCCGGUGAGUCCCUGAACACAAAAUUACUAGUCGGAGCCAAUCUCUUGCCAUCACUCGCAGACGUGUUGCUCCGUUGGCGGUGGCACCGGUUCGCCUUCGUCACGGACAUUGAGAAGAUGUACCGGCAAAUUCUCAUCCACCCCGAAGACCGCGACCACCAACGAGUCUUGUGGCGAGCGGACCGCAAGGGGGACGUUCAAGAAUUCCGCCUCAACACGGUGACCUACGGGCUCGCGUGCGCGCCAUUUCUCGCGAUCCGUACGCUGCACCAGCUUGCCGAGGACGAGGGCGCGCGACACCCGCGAGGAGCCGCCGCGCUCCGCCACGAUUGCUACGUGGACGACAUCGUAACCGGAGCACACUCACUUCACGACGCGAUCGCAUUGCAGACGGAGCUGCGCGAGCUCUGUACGGCGGGCGGAUUCCCGCUGAGAAAGUGGGCGGCAAGCCACUCCGAGAUCCUCAGAGGAGUCCCGCCCAAUCACCGGCUUCAGACGCCACCGCACUCGUGGAACAACCAAGGUCAUGCCACCCUCGGCCUUCGCUGGCACCCGAAGGAUGACCAGUUCUCCUUCGUCAUUCGCCCCCUCAUCGAAGUGGCACUCACGAAACGACGAGUUCUCGCCGAAACCGCUCGGCUCUUUGAUCCACUGGGCUGGCUCGCCCCGGUGAUCAUCCGCGCAAAGAUCCUUAUCCAAUCCGCCUGGCUGCAGCGGAUUGAUUGGGACACGCCGCUCCCCGCUGAUGAUGUGCUCCGCUGGAAGGGCCUUCUCGACGAGCUUCCUCUCCUCGAUCAUAUCCGGGUGAACCGUUGGCUCGGCUGCGACAGCGAGGACUCACAACUGGAGAUGCACGGGUUCGCCGACGCAUCCGAGCGGGGAUACGCGGCCGUGGUGUACCUUCGCUCUUCGAUUUCAAACGUCCCCUCGCUUCACUUACUGGCGGCCAAGAGCCGGGUCGCCCCUGUAAAACAGGUGUCCGUGCCACGACUUGAGCUCUGCGCUGCGGCACUGCUCGCCAACCUUGCGCAACAUCUUCGCAGCACACUCGAUCUCGGCGCGACUCCAGUGUAUCUGUGGUCCGACUCCAGCGUGACACUGCACUGGAUCCAGGG
Vollenhovia emeryi is the source of this 2312-nucleotide messenger RNA. RefSeq lists its product as uncharacterized. NCBI's taxonomy places the organism in Eukaryota, Metazoa, Arthropoda, Insecta, Hymenoptera, Formicidae. The record is from RefSeq and is a predicted model, not a curated record. Gene Ontology annotation, biological process: proteolysis. The transcript has a single exon. Gene Ontology annotation, molecular function: aspartic-type endopeptidase activity. The annotation marks the transcript as partial.